AUGGCUGCCCAGGGCGAGCCGGGCUACCUGGCGGCGCAGUCGGACCCGGGCUCCACGAGCGAGCGCAGUACCGACUCGCCCGUGCCGGGGUCCGAGGACGACCUGGCCGGGGGCCCCCUGCCCAGCCCCGAGUGGAGCGAGGAGCGCUUCCGCGUGGACAGGAAGAAACUCGAGGCCAUGUUGCAAGCUGCUGCUGAAGGAAAAGGCAAGAGUGGAGAAGACUUUUUCCAGAAGAUCAUGGAAGAGACAAACACACAGAUUGCUUGGCCAUCAAAGCUAAAAAUUGGAGCGAAAUCUAAGAAAGAUCCUCAUAUUAAGGUCUCUGGAAAGAAGGAGAAUGUUAAGGAAGCCAAAGAAAAGAUAAUGUCUGUCUUGGACACCAAAAGCAACCGAGUCACCCUGAAGAUGGAUGUUUCACACACAGAGCAUUCUCAUGUAAUUGGCAAAGGUGGGAACAAUAUUAAAAAAGUGAUGGAGGAAACGGGAUGUCACAUCCACUUUCCAGAUUCCAAUAGAAACAACCAAGCAGAAAAAAGCAACCAGGUGUCUAUUGCAGGACAGCCAGCUGGCGUUGAGUCGGCCCGAGUUAGAAUUCGGGAGCUGCUUCCCUUGGUCCUGAUGUUUGAGCUGCCCAUCGCUGGCAUUCUUCAGCCCAUUCCAGAUCCCAAUUCACCCACUCUUCAGCACAUAUCACAAACGUACAACAUUUCAGUGUCAUUUAAGCAGCGUUCCCGCAUGUAUGGUGCUACCGUCAUUGUUCGAGGGUCCCAAAACAACUCCAAUGCAGUGAAGGAAGGAACUGCCAUGCUGUUGGAGCAUCUUGCAGGGAGCUUGGCAUCUGCCAUCCCUGUGAGUACCCAGCUAGACAUCGCCACUCAGCACCAUCUUUUUAUGAUGGGUCGAAACGGAAGCCACGUCAAACAGAUCAUGCAGAGAACUGGUGCUCAGAUCCACUUUCCUGAUCCCAAUAACCCACAGAAGAAAUCUACUGUCUACCUCCAGGGCACCAUUGAGUCAGUUUGUCUUGCAAGACAAUAUCUCAUGGGCUGUCUUCCUCUUGUGUUGAUGUUUGAUAUGAAGGAAGAGAUCGAUGUGGAACCUCAGUUCAUCGCUCAGUUGAUGGAACAGCUAGACGUCUUCAUCAGCAUCAAGCCCAAGCCAAAACAGCCGAGCAAGUCUGUGAUUGUGAAAAGCGUUGAGCGAAAUGCCUUAAAUAUGUAUGAAGCCAGGAAAUGUCUCCUCGGACUUGAAAGUAGUGGCGUUACCAUAACAACCAGCCCAUCUCCGGUCUCGUGCCCCGCCGGCCUGUCAUGUCCGGGCUUGGAUAUCUUAGCUUCUGCAGGCCUGGGACUCACUGGACUAGGUCUUCUCGGCCCAACUGCCUUAUCUGUAAACACCUCGACGACUCCAAACUCGCUCCUGAAUGCUCUGAAUAGCUCUGUGAGCCCUCUGCAGAGUCCGAGUUCUGGUACUCCAAGCCCCACGCUCUGGGCUCCCCCACUUGCCAACACUUCAAGUGCCACAGGUUUUCCGCCACUCCCACAUCUCAUGAUUCCCUCCACCGCCCAAGCCACAUUGACCAGUAUUUUGUUGUCUGGAGUGCCCAGCUACAGCCAGACAACGCCAUCUCCUCCUCCAGGCUUGACUCCUAUAGAAGUCCAUGUCAAUGGCAUGCAGUCAGAAGCCCCCCAAGGCUCUCCUGCUCUGAAUGGACAUGUGCAGUCUUCAAAGAUAAAAUAUGGUGCAAUAUCGACCUCAUCCCUUGGAGAAAAAGUGCUGACUGGAAAUCACAAUGACCCAUCACGCCAGACGAGUGCCUCUGAGCAAGUAUCGUCCAAGUCCGGUGCCCCAGAAGGUUGCAAUGAUGCUUUUGUGGAAGUGGGCAUGCCUCGAAGUCCUUCGCAUUCGGCCAGUGCCACUGAGCUCAAGCAAAUGAUGGCGUCCUCCAAGGUAUCCUGCUCCAAGAGGCAGACAGUAGAAUUACUUCAAGGCACAAAGAACUCUCAUUUACACACCACUGAACGAUUGCUCUCGGAUUCAGAGCUGAGCGCUUCAGAGAGUCCUUUGGCUGACAAGAAGGCUCCAGGGAGUGAACGAGCAGCUGAGAGGGCAGCAGCGGCCCAGCAGAACUCAGAGCGAGUGCGCCUCGCUCCACGGUCGUCCUAUGUCAACAUGCAGGCAUUUGACUAUGAACAGAAAAAGCUGCUAGCAACCAAAGCAAUGCUGAAAAAGCCGGUGGUGACGGAAGUGAGGACACCAACCAACACAUGGAGUGGCCUGGGAUUCUCCAAGUCCAUGCCAGCUGAAACCAUCAAGGAGCUCAGGAGGGCUAACCACGUCUCCUAUAAGCCCACGAUGAGGACGACCUAUGAGGGGUCAUCAAUGUCUCUCUCACGGUCCAACAGUCGUGAACACCUGGGGAACGGAAGUGAAUCUGAUAAUUGGAGAGACCGGAAUGGAAUCGGUCCUACUGCUCACAAUGAAUUUUCACCUUCUCUUGGGAGCCCCAAACGCAAGCAAAACAAAUCAACCGAACACUAUCUCAGCAGCAGCAAUUACAUGGACUGCAUUUCCUCCCUGACCGGAAGCAAUGGCUGUAGCUUGAACAGCUCCCUCAAGGGGUCUGACCUUCCCGAGCUCUUCAGCAAGCUCGGACUGGGUAAAUACACCGACGUGUUCCAGCAGCAGGAGAUCGAUCUUCAGACAUUCCUCACCCUUACAGAUCAGGACUUAAAGGAGCUGGGAAUUACAACUUUUGGGGCCAGAAGGAAAAUGCUGCUCGCAAUCUCAGAACUGAACAAAAACCGACGAAAACUUUUUGAACCACCUAAUGCGCGUGCCUCUUCUCUGGAAGGAGGAGCCAGUGGGAGACUGCCGCGUCAGUAUCAUUCGGACAUUGCUAGUGUCAGCGGCCGCUGGUAGCGCUGAGCCCUUGGCUCUCUCACACAGAUGACUCUAGAGUUGGACACGGGAAUCCUGUGACCGACCAGCUGUCACUGCACACCACCCUCAGCACUUUGGCAUUGGGGACCAGGACCAAAGCAUUUUGCCUGCACAUGUACUUGGUGCCAAAAAAAGAAAAGAAACAUUUGUCUGUUGUCUUUCAGAACGCCAAAAUGUGGAUUUCUUUUUCUUAUAUAGAUUCGACAGAAUUUGCAAUAAUAAUAAUAAGAGGGGUUUAGUUUUUUUUAUUUCCUAUAAAAUGUAUGCACUGAAUUUUUACUUUGAAUGAAGGAUUAAGAAUUGACAUCCGAGAUGCCAGAGAGCAUGGAUUUUUUUGUGUUUUGUUUGGGGGUGGGUUUUUGGAUUUGGGUUUUUUUCUUUUGUUGUUUGGUUUU
Vombatus ursinus (common wombat) is the source of this 3338-nucleotide messenger RNA. RefSeq names its product BicC family RNA binding protein 1 (gene BICC1). The transcript has 21 exons. Gene Ontology annotation, molecular function: protein binding; RNA binding. NCBI's taxonomy places the organism in Eukaryota, Metazoa, Chordata, Mammalia, Diprotodontia, Vombatidae. Gene Ontology annotation, cellular component: cytoplasm. Bases 1 to 2922 code for a protein of 973 amino acids. The record is from RefSeq and is a predicted model, not a curated record.